AAUAAAAAAGGCUUUGAAAAACCAGGGAAAAAAAACACGAGCUAAAACCAGACCGUACGGUCUUAUAGAGAGAGAGAGUGUGUGUGUGAAUGAGUGAGAGUUUUGUUUAGAGAGAGAAAGUGAGGGAGUGAGAGAGUGAGAGAGACACCAUUCUCCAUCUCUCUGCUUCGCCGUCUAUUCGAUCGAGCUCUCUCCGAUCUUUCCAGAAUAGUGUAGAACAUUCUAGAACCGUCUAGACGGAGACUUACGCUUGCCCUUUCUCUUCUAUCCUCUUUCUAGAUUCAUUUCUGUAAAGUUAUACACACACCUAAAGGCCUUGUCUUUAUGGAGUUGUACGGGCGGGCUCCGGCGAGGGAUGGGUCCCAAUCGGAUCCUUCGGUGGAAUGGAGUCCGGUCAGGGCGGUGUCGGGGCUCGAAGAGUCGAUGUGGCGGUUGGGGUUGAGCAGCAGGGAAUCCUACCCAGAGCGGCCUGGUGUGGCUGACUGUGUCUACUAUAUGAAAACCGGGUUUUGCGGGUUUGGUAGUAGGUGCCGGUAUAAUCAUCCUCGCGAUCGCAGCUCGGUUUCUACACUAAGAUCCGGAGGAGGAGAGUAUCCAGAGCGAAUUGGGGAGCCAGCAUGCCAGUUUUAUUUGAAGACUGGGACCUGUAAAUUUGGUGCGUCCUGCAGGUUUCACCAUCCAAGAAAUGGUGGUGGAUCCAUGAGCCAUGUGUCACUAAAUAUUUACGGAUACCCACUAAGACUGGGUGAGAAAGAAUGCUCCUACUAUUUGAAAACGGGGCAGUGCAAGUUUGGUAUAACAUGUAAAUUCCAUCAUCCUCAACCAGCUGGCACAUCAUUGCCAGCAUCUGCACCUACAUUUUAUCCGACGGUGCAAUCUCCUUCUGUUCCUACACCUACACAAUAUGGGGGUACAUCUACUAGCUGGAGGGUGCCAAGGCCUCCAGUAUUACCUGGUUCAUAUGUGCAAGGCCCUUAUGGUCCUGUUCUGUUCCCCCCAGGAGUGGUUCCUAUUCCGGGUUGGAGUCCUUAUUCGACACCUGUAAGCCCUGUACUGUCUCCUGGUGCUCAACCCACGGUAGGUGCUGGUUCUGUGUAUGGAGUCACGCAGCUACCUUCAACACAUACACUUGCAGGACCCUAUGCAUCGCUUCCCUCUUCUGCUGGCCCUUCAAGCAGUAACCAGAAGGAACAAGUGUUUCCAGAGAGACCAGGCCAACAAGAAUGUCAGUACUACUUGAGAACAGGAGACUGUAAAUUUGGAUCAUCUUGCAGGUAUCAUCACCCUCGGGAGUGGGUUGUCCCAAAAACAAAUUGUGUCCUUAGCCCCUUGGGUUUACCUCUACGUCCGGGGGUGCAACCUUGCACUUUCUAUCUGCAAAAUGGGUACUGCAAGUUUGGGUCCACAUGUAAAUUCGAUCAUCCACUGGGGAACAUGAGAUACAGUCCAUCAGCUUCUUCUCUCACUGAUAUGCCAGUUGCUCCAUACCCUGUGGGGUCUUCACUGGCUACUCUGGCCCCUUCAUUUUCAUCUUCAGAUCUGCGGCCUGACUUCAUUUCAGGGUCAAAAAAGGAUUCACACUCAACCAGAAUGCCUUCAUCUGGAAAUACCACCAGUAGUUCAGUUGGUUUGAUUUUCUCCCAGACUGGAUCUGUUUCGCUUUCGGACGUCCAACUGUCAGGUCAGAGUUCAGCCCCUUUAAGCAGUAGCAGAAGCACAAGACAAGGUGGUGAGGUUCGUCGUUCAAACUAGUAAAAUUUAAAAGCAAUUCUUCAAGGGGUUUCAUCACCCUCAAUAUAUUUUCUGUCGUUAGAUGUCCGUAAACUUAAUUAUAGUCAGUUGUGCAAAGUUUCAUUUCUUGUUGUCAAGGUUUAUCAACCAAUUUGGUAUAGCCCACAUUAGGAUUGAUCAUGUUUUAUGCUCAUAUAAUCUUUAUAUGCCAUCUAUUUCAACUCAAAUAAGAAGCUACAGUGGCUGGCAAGCCCCGCAUAUGAGCCCUCCUCCCUUCCCAAUAAUCAGAAGAAAAGAAAUUUAUUUCCAACAGGUAAGCCUUCAACUUUGGAAUCUUGUGAAUAUUGAUUUCUGAGCAUUUCGAGAACAAGAGAGGAUCGCCUGAUUCCAGGGUCUUUUGUCUUUUAUCCAGCUGUCUGUCUCUCUAGGGCUUCCUUUUCCUCUAUUAAUCCUCUUUACAUUUGGGAGCAAGCUUCCAGUUUUGUAAUAUUUGAGCUUAUCAGCUUAGUGUCAGAGGGUCUGAAUGGUGUUGGUUCAUUGUGGCCCUUUUUGGGGCCCUUAUGUAGAACACAUUCUUAAUAUGCUUGAAUGAUACAAGAUGUGACUGUCUGGAGGGGUGAAGGCAAAGAAAGCCCCUUGACUCUUAUGUAUAAGUUCUGUCUAUUUCUUUUUUUUAUUUCUAAUGUAUGAGAUAUUGUUGAACCCUGA
Molecule: messenger RNA, 2439 nt
Organism: Vitis riparia (riverbank grape)
Lineage: Eukaryota; Viridiplantae; Streptophyta; Magnoliopsida; Vitales; Vitaceae
Product: zinc finger CCCH domain-containing protein 32
Exons: 7
Coding region: 325-1752 (475 amino acids)
Molecular function (GO): mRNA binding; metal ion binding
Source: RefSeq, a predicted model, not a curated record